ACACGAUCUAACUCCGACGGAGGGAAAGAAAGAGGAAGGGGAGUAGAACCCCCAGAACCAGAAAAGACCCCCCGCUCGCUCGCUCGCUCGCCUCCCUAGACCUGCUGGCUGCUGCCUCUUGCUGGGGAAGAUAUGUCUCUAACGGCGGUGAAGAUGUCGGAGGACGUGUGGCUGGCCUGCCUCGCCCACGCACUCACCACCGAGACGGAGGAGAUCAUGGGCCUCCUCCUCGGCGACAUCCAGUAUUCAAGUGGUGGGAAUGCAGUUGCUCUUAUCUGGGGAGCGUCGCCACAGAUGCGCUCUGAUCGUCGAAAGGAUCGAGUGGAGACUAACCCCGAGUUGCUGGCUGCAGCUUCAGCACAAGCUGAAAGAAUGACCUUGACAACAGGGAGGACCACUAGGGUUAUUGGAUGGUACCACUCACAUCCCCAUAUUACAGUUCUCCCAUCUCAUGUAGAUGUUCGUACACAGGCUAUGUAUCAGCUGCUAGAUCCUGGCUUCAUUGGGCUCAUUUUUUCUUGCUUUAGUGAGGAUGCUCAUAAGGUCGGAAGAAUUCAGGUCAUUGCUUUCCAAUCUCUUGAUGGGAAACAAAGGCAUCUCCCUCCUGUUAAUAAUAGUUCUAUUAUAGAGGUCGAAUCAUCUCUUAGUUCCCUAGAGAACGCAUUGUCAACAUCAGGAUCUGCAAUGAAUGAGAACAUUGAACAGGACACUGGUGAUUCAAGAGCAGCCAAAGCUAAAAAGAUGGUGGGAAGAUCUUCAGAUUUAGAGGAGUUCUUUUCUCAUGCCGAUGUCAAUCAUCUUGGGAAGCGGCAAUCUAGAGAAAACUCUGUUGGUGUUUACAAUCCUGAGAGUGCACACAAUGCUGCUGCUGAGAUAGAUUCUGCAGAUAUGAACCCAAGCAUGCAGGAGGCCUUGCACCGUUCUAAUAUGGAUAUAAGUGGUGCAGAGUACAUAAGGAAGGAAGUGCCACUCCAAGUCCUGCCCACCAGGUAUCUGCUAAAGCUUGAAUCCCCCUUGACUUCUUUCACCGACAUGCAGCAUGUACUUCUUGAAGAAGAACGAUCAGCUUAUAACCAAGCCAUGUCCCAGAAUAUGCGUGAUGGCAAAGUGCACCCUCUUACAUUUAUUCAUCACACAUCUACCUACCAGGCUUCUCUGUGCAAGUUAAUGGAAUAUUGUUUAAGUCCUGCCGUGACUGCACUCCAAGACCGGCUGAAGGAAAAUGAAAUUCGGUUAUUGAUGCUGAAUGAAGAAGCCAAAUUGCUGGAGGCUGAAGCCCUUGGGAGGAGUGGUGAGAUGAAAAUGGGAUCGCCUCGCCCUAUGCCAUCUUCUCAGGGGUUAAGGGGCAGUACAGCACCGGUUCAGAAGGACGUGCGUGCUUCAGCAGAGCAGGGCAGCUCUCGGAGCCCUAGCGGUAUUGGCAGCCGAAGAAAGGCCUUUUGAUUUUGUGCCAGUAGCGUAUAUACUGUUGCCGUUGUGUAUUUUUCUGGUCUCACUGUAUCUUGCCUGUCGGGUUUCUGUCUUCCUGUUUUCGGAGGAGACGUUUUGUUUUGCCACUCUAGUAGGAAUGCGCCUAUCCCUUGUAAAUAAUGUCGAUAUUUUGGUUUCUCCAUUGUCUGACAGCCAACCUUUGCGGCAGAGCUUUGCUUUUUGUUCGAACCUCACCA
Molecule: messenger RNA, 1667 nt
Organism: Ananas comosus (pineapple)
Lineage: Eukaryota; Viridiplantae; Streptophyta; Magnoliopsida; Poales; Bromeliaceae
Product: lys-63-specific deubiquitinase BRCC36
Exons: 10
Coding region: 133-1443 (436 amino acids)
Biological process (GO): double-strand break repair
Cellular component (GO): BRISC complex; BRCA1-A complex
Molecular function (GO): polyubiquitin modification-dependent protein binding; cysteine-type deubiquitinase activity; metallopeptidase activity
Source: RefSeq, a predicted model, not a curated record